AUGGCGCUUUCUGCCAAUGCAGAAGAUGCUCUUAAUCUGGAUCCGAACAGCAAGAAUGCCUCUGCCAAAAGCAUUCCCGGGCGUAACACAAGCAAGCAACAAGUAAGACAUCGUGCAUCUGUUGCCUGUGCGUCAUGUCGCGAUAGGAGAAUACGAUGCGUGGUUCCCAAGAAUCAGACCGAAUGCACCGCUUGCGCAAAGUCAGGCUCAGAGUGCAUCAUUAAAAAUGACGAUGAGCGUAGACGAAUCUCAAUGCUUGAAGGCUUACUUUUGGAAAAGGGUGUGGUACCCCCUCCGGCGACUCAUCCUCCCAAAACAAGGCACGAUCAAGACGCCGUAGCCACUACGGCGGGCAAUACUGACCCAUCUCCACAAUCUGACUCAAAGUCCCCAGGUAGUGAGGACCACUCUCCACCGGACUAUCAGAACGACGAUUUCACAACACGUGAGAGUGAACUUGCGACAACAAAUUCUCGUAAUAACCAGCAAGCGUACUCUCGUUCGAACGAAGAUUCGCCAUUUCGGAUUCUGGAUCCCAAGCAAGAGGAUAUAAUCCAUCGACUUUUAUCGACCAAGGGCAACCUCUCAUUCGACCAAAUCUCUGGAAGGCUGCGAUUCUUUGGUCCCACAGCCAACAGCCAUGUUUAUGCUGAAUCAACAAGUCUAUCAUAUGCCCAUGAACCGCCGGAACAAAUCCGAAGAGCAGAGAGGAUGAUUCAAUCUCUGGGCUCGGAGACACAUGACUAUCUUGUGGAUGGUUUCUUUCACUACUAUAAUUCUGUCAUUCAAGUCAUUGAUCGAGAUGCUUUCGAAGCUGACCGAAUCUCGAAGUCGUCAAAGUUUUACUCUCAUUUUCUUCACAUCACAGUAUUGGCCAUGGGGUAUCGUGUGGCCGAUAUGGACCGAGAUGAUAUGCGCAGGAUUACACUGAGCCCAAGAGAAAGCUCUCUUCAUAGAGAAGCCAAACACAUGCUUGACAUCGAGCUCGAGCGUCCUGGUGGUAUCCCUAGUGUUCAGGCGUUAUUGUUGCUUGGAGAUCUUGAAUGUGGUGUCGGUAGAGAUAAUACCGGCUGGAUGUACUCUGGUGAGACUUGA
Molecule: messenger RNA, 1095 nt
Organism: Fusarium musae
Lineage: Eukaryota; Fungi; Ascomycota; Sordariomycetes; Hypocreales; Nectriaceae
Exons: 2
Coding region: 1-1095 (364 amino acids)
Biological process (GO): regulation of DNA-templated transcription; DNA-templated transcription
Molecular function (GO): DNA binding; zinc ion binding; DNA-binding transcription factor activity, RNA polymerase II-specific
Source: RefSeq, a predicted model, not a curated record